ACACUGAGUCGUCACUAGAAUAAUGUUUCAUACGUUGCGCUCUAGGAGAACUUCUACAAGUGCCACAUCAAGCACAUUAAAAGAAAAGUUGAUAGAAAAUGAAGCAUCCAAACCAGGUGUCUCGUCAAAGAGAGUCCCUUAUGUUGUCUUCUUUAUUGCCUUGUGUACUGUUCUUUUCUGCAUUGGAUUCUUAUUUGGCUCCCAUAAAAUCAAAUUCAAGAGUGAUUCUCAGAAUAAAGAAGCUUCUGCUGUAACGGAACAAGCUACUUGGAGUUCAACAGUGUGGGAAGAGGAGAGUCAACUGGAAGAGCAGCUACCAACAAAGACAUCGGCAAGGACAAAGGAUAAUUGGAAAAACUCUUUACUAUUUGACUCCAGUCCCGUAUAUCAAGGGCGUCCUUGGGAUGAUAUAGCACAUGAAGUUGCAAUUGCUGUGAAAACAGGCAAAGCAGUAUCAAAAGAAAGGAUACCAAAACACAAUGAAACCUGGUGGAAAAGAAUUCCAAACUUAUUGUUGAUAUCUGAUGUAAAGGAAGAUGAAAUGAACUCUGUUGGCUUGAAAGAAAUGUACGAGUUGCUGCCUAGAAACUUUAGUAAGCUACUGGGGUUGGAACAACUAGAGACAGCAGAAAAAGAAGUUGAAAAGCAACCUGCCUUCUUUGGAGAGAUGACGGAAGGAUUUGUGCUGGAUAGUAAGAAGAAUCUUCCAGGUUUUCUAGCACUAUAUAAACAUUUUCCGAAUAAGAAAUGGUAUAUCAUGUUGGACGAUGACACAUUUGUUUUUUUGGAUAAUCUCGCACUCACUUUGCAGAUGGAUCAUUUUCGUCUUUUGGCUGAAGAACAACCUUUUUAUUUGGGAAAUCCUUUCACAGUAAGUGACUGCGAUAAAUAUGGAGAAUUCUUUGAUGAGGAAGGCAAACCUAACCCAUCAUUUGCUCACGGAGGUUCUGGAAUCGUUCUUUCAAAAGCUGCAAUGGAAAAGAUAAUCCCUCAUAUUCCAUGGUGUAUAGAACGUUGGGAUGUUUGUAAAGAAGGAGAUGCUCGAGUUGGUCUUUGUUUGCUCUCUUUUCAAGUUCUCUUAACAGAAUUACAGCCCUUCUUUUAUCACGAAACGCCGAGCAAAUACUUUGAAGAGUAUGCAUCUUUAACAGGCAAUCGACAAGGAAGACCAGAGGCUCUCCCUGUAACGUUCCAUCAUAUCAAGGGUUCUCUAGUGGAUGAAAUGCUUCAAUUAGAGAAGGAAGCUAUCACAAGACAAUGGUUGGUAACCUAUGCGGACCUCGCGAAAGCAUUUGCUCCUGGAGACUUUGAAUUUGCUUAAGACUUAUAUUAAACAUCUCAUUUGGAUA
Molecule: messenger RNA, 1349 nt
Organism: Galdieria sulphuraria
Lineage: Eukaryota; Rhodophyta; Bangiophyceae; Galdieriales; Galdieriaceae
Exons: 3
Coding region: 23-1321 (432 amino acids)
Cellular component (GO): membrane
Molecular function (GO): glycosyltransferase activity
Source: RefSeq, a predicted model, not a curated record